GUCAAAGUACGAUGAUCUGGCCAAGGUUUCGGACAAACCCAGAGCUGAGUCUGCAGAUCUCUGGCUCACCCUAAUGGAUCUUCCAAAGCCACCCCUGCUUCCGCCGUAUCGCCUUUCCAAAAGGUCAACACGCGUAAUACUCGGAAGGAUCAUCAAGGUUGUCUCAGCCUCCACCAAUUUCGUAACGAGAAAUGUUUCUUCGUCUCCUAUAGUCUGGGUCAAGGUCACUGCUUCAUCAUACACGUUUUUUACAAUCACCGUAGCAAAUCCUAAUCGCGCGUUUUGCUAUACACGACAUCCGAGGAUUAUUUAAUUUUGAUGUCGACCGUCGGCGAUAUUAACCGGUGAAGCUGUCCAAAGCAACGACCAGACGAAAUCACGCCUUCUCGUGGGACGAUGGCAACCUUCUUUCUCUUUUGUUGCGUCGCUAUUGCGACGGUGGUCGCUGAAGAAGAUGGGUGGGCAUGGAAGCGCAGAGACGAACAGGAGAGCGACGUCGAUAGAACAAGUUAUAGGUACCAGGUGAACGAGAACCCCGAGGAUCUCGGCCACGAAAGACCUUUGGUAGGAUUUAGACCACAGAGCACCGGACCUUACGGUUCCAACAGUAGACCCAUUGUGUCACCGUCGUAUCCUGGCAACAAAGAAGUUCUUGUUGGUCCUGGUGGACCAACGGGCAUUAUAAAAAGACCUUCCUACACCGCAAAUAUCGACGAUGGCGAGUUGGAAAACGGUUUCGUGCCAUCGUGGGUGAAGGACGAUCCUCGAUAUAGAGAAUACGACACUUGCAAAUGCAGAUACAGCUUCAAUUGCCCCUCUAGCGGAUUGAAAUUUGGAAGCUGUUCCAAGGAUAAAAAAUAUUGCUGCUUCAAUAGCAGAAAGUAUCCAGCGUUGGUUUCCGGACAAUACGGACAAGGAAACCGUCCUUCGUAUCCGGGUGGUCCUAACAAGUACGGACCAGCGACUUUCGUGCAAUCGCCGAACAAUUAUGGUAAUCGAAGACCCCAGGGGAGUUUCACUGGCGCUAACAGAUAUCCUGGAAAUUACCAUUUUCCAGGGGAAAAUCCGGAGCCCUAUCCACGACCUCAUAGCAAUCCUUACGAGCAAAAUUACGAUUACAACGACUUUGAUAUUUACAGUCGGUCCUUGAAGAAAAAUCAGACGCAAAACGCUAACGCGGAUGAAAAAGUUUAAGCUCCAUUUACACGAGGCCUUCAACGGCAACCUUUUCUCGCCUGAUCGAUCUUCCGAUGGUUCUUCGCGUAUUUCGUCUUAUAAAUUCUUAAUAAGAUCGAUCUGCCUGAACGAAGAGUUGGAUUGAAAGAGUUGGACAACGUAUGAGAGGAAAUUAUUAAGAAAUGCCGUUGGUGUAAUUCAGGGCGUUUUUAAGAUGUUUCUGAAAUUGUUAAAACUGCCAAGAUAUUUGUCAAAUUUGUAUAGAAAGAAUAUUUGAAUCAGAGAGAUAUCUAGCGUUACUCGAUACUCGUAUAUGCGUAGUUUUAAAUAUUAUUCAUAAUUUGUAUAGAUACUCUUUGGGUAUUUGUUUUCGAAUAUUUUUUAGAUAGUUUGUUUAUAGGUAGAAUUGGAAUACGCAUGAGUGAAAUAGUGUGCAAUUUUUCUAUAGAAAUCGAUGAUUUACAAUGUGAUUGAAUAUCAAAGGGAAAAAUUAUUUUAACAGAUUGUUCUGAAGGAAAUGAAAUAUUUCCAGAAGCAUAUACGGUAUUCAAAAAGUAGACAUUUUGCUGUCAACCUUCUAUGUGACUCGAAAAUACUCAUGUAUCUAUACAAUUGCCUUUAAUUCUUAUUUAUCUAUCAUCCGACACGAUUUAUCUGACAUUGUAUUUCAUCUAUUACUCGUCUGUAUUGUAUUUAUUUUUAUCUUGUAACUUCUUUAUCGAAAUUUACUAACACGAUUCGUUUAAUGCUCACGUAUGUAUUUAUAAUUUUUAGAUUUCAUUUUAUCUACUAUCUACUUUACUUUAGUAUUUUAUUGGUAUAACGUUUUUUUUUUGUAAAAUGAUAUGGCAAUUAUCAGUACCAAUUUUCAAAUCAAAAUUUUAAUUUCAGUUUUCGAUAAUUGAUCAAAACUAUGACUUUUCUCGUGUCGCGAAUAAGCAAUGCAUUAUGGUUAUAGAAAGUUAAUAUAAGUAUUUCAGUUAAAUUAAAAAAGUACGUAAAAAUGGAACGUAAUUUUAGACGAGCAUAAAAAUUCAUGAAACAUUUCUCUUUAUUUUUAGCCACGGAAUCCGCUGUCGUGGCUCCGAUCUAAAAAUUAUCGAACUUCCUGUUUUUAAAAGAGCCACGAAGACUUUAAACACUUUUAACAAGAUACCAAAGAUCGUAUGUAUAUACCUUUAAACCAUGGAACAACGCUCUCUUUUCAUUAAACUUAUUCGAUAUUCGAUAUGUUAUAAUAUAAAUUUCGUAUAAUAAAUAUGAUAAUCGAUGUCACGCGAGAUCAUCGUUAAGAACA
This is a messenger RNA of Bombus terrestris (buff-tailed bumblebee), 2473 nucleotides long. RefSeq lists its product as uncharacterized. The record is from RefSeq and is a predicted model, not a curated record. NCBI's taxonomy places the organism in Eukaryota, Metazoa, Arthropoda, Insecta, Hymenoptera, Apidae. The transcript is spliced from 7 exons. Bases 397 to 1194 code for a protein of 265 amino acids.